AUGGGCGGCGUUGUGCUGCUGGUGUUCGUCAAGGACGAGGUGGAGGGAUGGCUCCCCGCGACGGUAGGGGCCACCAACGGCCAGGGGGAGGACAUGUUGCUCGAGCUCGUGCACGAGGACGGACGUACUGAGGUGCGCGGCGUUUUUUCUUGUCGUAGGCCAAUCAAGUUUCCUCCCUCUGCAAAUCAUACCGCGUUUUUCCUUAUUGGUGUUGUCGUGGAUUCGGCUGUUUGGCCAUUCAAAACUCCUCCCUCGCAAAUCAUGCCUCGUUUUUCCUUAUUCCUGUUGUCGUAGAUUCUGGUGUUUGGCCAAUCGCAUAACUUUCUCUGCAAAUGAAGUUGAUGCUGUUUCGGGGGUUCUGUGUGAUUUUUUUUUUUCUCUUGGUUUUUGCCGAAGUAGUUUUGUGUACCCUUCUUGGGGAAGUCAGCCUGUGGCCACGAAACGCGUCCGUCCGCGUCGGCAGUACUUGGUACCGACGCUAGAAGGUACUGAGCAGAGACUUUUUAGUGGAACGUUUUUUUUUUGUCAGGACAACAACAACAAAAGCAAACAACGUUGAAAACUGGGGCAUACUGGAAAGUCAAGAACAAACGGUACUAGAGCUAAAGUCUUGGAGGCCAUCACAACCAUGCCUAAUAUUCUUCGCGGCGAGAAACAGCGACAAAGGAGGGGAGGGGGAGGGGAUGCCUCUCUUUCUGCUACUGCUAAGAUCUGCAAGGUGUCAGGUGAUGUUUACCGGUUCAUUAGGGUCCCUGUAGUCAGAGGCGAACACCCUUCUUCUGCGAUGCGUCAACGGCAGUAUUCAGAGCGAGA
This is a messenger RNA of Ectocarpus sp. CCAP 1310/34, 813 nucleotides long. Lineage: Eukaryota; Phaeophyceae; Ectocarpales; Ectocarpaceae. The record is from the annotation of a GenBank genome assembly.